AUUUAUAUUAGUGAAUUAAAUAUGAAUGAAUGUGUGCAAAUUUAAUUUUAUCGAUGAUCCCAUCCUCGGAAAUUUAAUCGUUUUGAUAAGUGUGCUUUCUAUAUUGUUAUAAAUGUAUAUAUUUUUCUAUAUAUAAGAAAGUGCGCCAGUCUUUUUCUUAGUAUCCAUCAUGAAGGCUUUCAUUGUUUUGGUUGCUCUGGCUUUUGCCGCCCUCACUCUUGGUCGCACCAUGGACCGUUGCUCCCUGGCCCGCGAGAUGUCCGACCUGGGCGUUCCUCGUAACCAGCUGAACAAGUGGACCUGCAUUGCCGAGCACGAGAGCAACUACCGCACCGACGUGGUUGGUCCAAUGAACGGGAAUGGUUCCCACGACUACGGCAUUUUCCAGAUCAACGACUUGUACUGGUGCGAGCCCUCCCACGGUCCCUCCUACGGUCGCUCCAGCAACAUUUGCGAAAUCGACUGCGACGACCUCUUGGGUAACAGCAUUGUCAACGACGUCCGCUGCGCCCAGAAGGUUUACAAAGAGCAGGGCUGGUGCGCCUGGACCACCUGGCACCAAUGUAGCGGUGCUCUGCCCUCCAUCGACGACUGCUUCUAAACUGGAUAUUGACUUUUUAUAAAUAAAAAAGGUCAAAUUAUGAGACGCUAACAAGGGAAUUCCAGUCAAGGGAAUACCCUUAAUGGGUAUAGUCACAUACUCGCCUUAAUAAAUGCAAGUUAUUUUCCUCUGGAUAUA
Drosophila novamexicana is the source of this 739-nucleotide messenger RNA. RefSeq names its product lysozyme B-like. NCBI's taxonomy places the organism in Eukaryota, Metazoa, Arthropoda, Insecta, Diptera, Drosophilidae. The record is from RefSeq and is a predicted model, not a curated record. Bases 170 to 601 code for a protein of 143 amino acids. Gene Ontology annotation, molecular function: lysozyme activity. The transcript has a single exon.